GCAGCCACAGGGGGGUCCGACUCAGCCAUUCAUCUGUAUGACCUCUCCACUCACCAGAGACUGAUGACCUGCAAGGCCAGCUCCACAAGAACAGUUAUGGAUGGACAUUGUUUUCGGGUUUUCGCAGUGACUUUUCACCCAGAGAUGGAGAGAGAAUUCAUCUCUGGGGGUUGGGACAACACCAUACAGUUUUGGGAUACCAGACAGCAGCACUCUGUCAGGAUGCUUUCGGGUCCUCACGUGUGUGGUGACACGCUUCAGAUCGACCCAGCUGUCAAUCACAUCCUGUCUGGCUCCUGGAGGAAGGACAACGCACUCGAGAUCUGGGAUUAUGUCUCAGGUCAGAAAGUGACUGAAGUGCCACAUGACUACCAAGGAGAGAGCAAAAUCUACACAUGCCAUUGGCUUGGCCAGGAUCAUAUCGUGGCCGCUGGGAGCCAAUCAAAUAUGCUGAGAGUCAUCAACCGGUGGACUAUGACGACUGAGUCCAGGUUGCUGGGCCUUUCCUCGGCCGUGUUCGGCUCGUCCGUGUGUCUGGCGGGGAAGUGGACAGGCCUGAUCGCAGCCACUUCUGGGACCAGUGUGUAUCUGCUGGAGCGAGAUGGUCAGCAGCAUUCCAAAAAGCAGGGCCUCUAAGGAGAAAUUAAUUAACAUUCAACGGCACCGUUCGGUUGUCGGUUGCUGUGUGUUUAACUAACGCAGAAUAUUACGUUUUGGUUUACAUGUCCUGAAUGUAAAGAUGUAAACUUGUUUUAGUAAAAAAAAAAUAUAUAAUAAUAAUAAUUCUAAAACUUUUUUUUUUUGGUUACUUAACUCAAAUGUAAUGCAAGAGGUACCAAAUUAUUUAAUGUUGUAUUCAUAUUUGCUAAAGCUCUUCAACAUUCAUAUCCUGCAUGUAAGCAACAGUAUUUUGUUUAGUCUCCCUCUAAACUUACUGUUGUUAAUUCUGCUUUUAUUACUUGAUGUUGAGUUACAGAACUUACACUCUUUUUAUAUAUAAGACAUUGAACUAUGUCUUGUGCAUGUGGAUAUAUUUCAACAAUGCAGUGUGAGUACGGACACAUGAGAGCAGACUUUUGUGAAAGAAUGUUGACUGCCAAAGUGCGUGAGUCCUGUUGCUCCAGUCAUUGGCUCACAAGACUAGACAACUAUAGGACUUAAGUCCAAAGUUAACUAACUUUAGGGAGUGUUUGCAAACUAGCAGGCUUCAACGUUUCAUAAGAGGGCAUCCAAGGGAUCUGUAAAAUGUGUGUGUGAGCAGGAGAUUAGACAAAGAACAAUGGAAUUUUA
Salvelinus namaycush (lake trout) is the source of this 1290-nucleotide messenger RNA. RefSeq names its product U5 small nuclear ribonucleoprotein 40 kDa protein-like. Gene Ontology annotation, molecular function: protein binding. The transcript has 7 exons. The coding region runs from base 64 to 636 and encodes 190 amino acids. The record is from RefSeq and is a predicted model, not a curated record. NCBI's taxonomy places the organism in Eukaryota, Metazoa, Chordata, Actinopteri, Salmoniformes, Salmonidae.